Episyrphus balteatus (marmalade hoverfly) is the source of this 2673-nucleotide messenger RNA. It is a transcript of the gene Dnaaf5, whose product is annotated as dynein axonemal assembly factor 5. NCBI's taxonomy places the organism in Eukaryota, Metazoa, Arthropoda, Insecta, Diptera, Syrphidae. Gene Ontology annotation, molecular function: dynein intermediate chain binding. The transcript has 6 exons. Gene Ontology annotation, cellular component: cytoplasm. The record is from RefSeq and is a predicted model, not a curated record. The coding region runs from base 175 to 2664 and encodes 829 amino acids. Gene Ontology annotation, biological process: outer dynein arm assembly; cilium movement; inner dynein arm assembly.
AAAGAAAUUUGACAUUAGUCAAAUAAAAAAAAUAAAAUAACAAAAAUACCUUGGAAACAUGUUUUUCAUUCAACAUAGCAAUCACCAUAGAAUUUAUUUAUUUUAACAGAAAAAUACAUCAACACUUUUAAUAAAGAAUACAUUAAUCAAUUAAAAAUAUAAACUUUUGCUGCAAUGUCUGAAAUUCGUGAAAAAAUCUGGGAAGACCUCCAAAGCACCGACCGGCGAGUUCGUCUUACCGCCCUGAAAGAUCUAGAAAGUAUUUGCAACACAGUUGUCGAUUUAAGAAAGAUCAUAUCUGUCUUUGAUGAAUGCUAUUUACAUCUGCUCAAUUGCUAUGCUGAUCAAUAUGAAAGUUGCCGCGAACAAUCGACAAUAACAGUGGCAACUUUUAUGAAAAAUCUGCCGGUCAAUGAUUUUUAUUUGCAAAAUGUGAUAGUCUCUAUGGCAGCGCGAAUGGGCAGAGCCGAGACCAUAGAAGAGAGUGAAGAAAUACGAUUUUUACACUUGAAUCAAUUGAGUGCAAUUAUUGACAAGUAUAAGAAAACUGAUUCCAAUGAUUAUUUAAGUCAGUCUUAUGACGAUAUUAUGGAUAUUUUGUACAAGGCUCUGUCUGAUCCUUUUCCGGCAGUGCAAAAGGAAGCUUGUGGAUGCAUUGUCAAGCUUUCCAAAGCUACUUCUGUAUUCCAUCAACGAGCUGAGAGUCUAACCAAACCGUUGUUCACUAUGCUCAAUCAUAAACAUUCACAAAAUCGAAUUGCAGCUAUUGAAGCUUGCUAUGCUAUAGCUUUGCAUAUAAAUUCCAAUUCGGAGACACUUGUAAGAAUCUUUUGUGAGACAUCUCCUCUUUUGAUGGAUUUAAUGCCUCUGGUGAGAAGGGAAUGUGGGAGAAUGGGCUGUCUAAUGUUGACGGAGCUCAAAGAUCGGUAUUCUUUCUUUGAUCGAAUUAUUCCUUUGGUUCUGUGCUGUUUAAAAGAUGAUUCCCCAGAAGUUCGGGAAGAUAUAACUGUUCGAUGGAAAGAAUGUGGUCAAUUGUACUAUGAUGAAAACGAAACUGAACUGAAAAAGCUCGAAAUAGGGGAAAGAUUACCCUCCAACUAUCCAGAAUGGGAAGUGCGUCCAACUAUCGGUUGCCGUGCUUUAGUACAGAGAAGUCUUAGACUCGUCCACACUAUCAUGCGAGAGUCUGGCGAUUGGAAGGAACACGUUCGUGUGCAUGCUCUUCGACUGAUGUAUCAGUUUGUUCUUCAUGCUGAAGCAGCAAUGACUGCGAAAUUCUUCGAAAUUUAUCCUGAUUUGGCCAAGGCAUGUGCUGAUCCUGAAUCAAGUGUUGCUCCUGAGGCAAUGAAAGUUGCAGACCUGAUGGGACGUCUUCUGUCAUAUGCUGACUGGAAAGAGCAUGCUAUCGAGGGUCUUGAAAAGAAUCCCAAACUUGGAUACAUUAGAUGUUUCUUUCAUUUAUUUGCAGCUGCAACGGAUGCCAAUGAAGAGGAUAUUUUAACAGUUUCGAACAUUCUUGUACGGAAGGAGUUCUCUCAAAGUCUUAAUCCCGAAAUUCAAUUGUACAUCCUGGGUUUGGUAGACGAACUCUGGAGGAAGCACACUAUCCGAACGACUGAAGAUGCUAUGAGUAGUUUGAAUCUAAAUCCUGAUAGUACCAUAGAAAGAAGUUUAUACACAGUUACAAUUCGAAUAAUGGCACUGUCUUAUGGAACAGAUAGCAUUGUUGCAAAAUACUUGAAUCGGAAACAAGAAAUUCUGGAAAAGAUCGCUUUAUAUAUCAAUACCGAUGUAUCAGCUUUGCAUGCAAAACAUUUGGCUUGGGUUCUAGAGCAAAUGGACGAUUUGGAUGCCAUGUUAGAUAGUCGCACUGAACCUAUCAUUCUUCUUUGUGGUUUGAUUCAUAUUUGUGGAUAUCGUCCGGCUGCAUUGGAAGUUCUUAAACGCAACAUUCGAUUGGUCUGGGAUAAUGCAGCUGAUGAUGCUAAAAUUAAGGUUUUCACUGCGAUGUCAAUCUCAAUGUUAAAGUGGAAAGAAACAAUGAAUGGAGAAUGUGAAGAGGAAUUGGAGAAGUUGGUCAAAGAACUAAUUGAAGAACGUAUUGAAUGGAAAGCUGGUGCAGGAGCUGAGUCAAUGCGAUCUCUUGCAACUGCUACUUUGUGUGCCAUGACUCAUGGUGCUCCAACAGCAGCGAAUAAGAUUUUACCCAAAAUGUCUAGAUACUUUACAAAUUUGCUCGAAGAUAAUUCAAUUUCAACAAGGAAUUAUGCUCUUAAGUGUCUUCUAAAUUUUGGUCAAUUGGAAGUGGAACAAUUGAGACCUAUUGCCUUUGGUGUACUUCAGCGACUAGAUGACCCACACAGUGGUAGUCGGGAAUUGGCUGCAAAAGUAAUUCCUAAACUGAAACCAAUAUGUCCAACGCAACAUGAUCAGAAUUUAUGGAAUGCAUUCAUUAAAAAAGCAUGUUCUUCGCUGUUUCUUUAUUUUGAUGGUCCAGAACUUAAGCUUAGAGAAGCUAUUAAAGAAACUCUUAUUGAACUUGGAAAACUUUACCCUGCUGUCUUUGAGGAACCUAUGAAUGUUGCACUUGCAACAAGUUUUCAAAAAGAAGAAGUUCAAAAAAUCAAAGAAGCUGUUUAUGAACAAAUAAAUAUCGAAGAUUAAUUUUAAAAA